Messenger RNA from Drosophila erecta, 1605 nucleotides. It is a transcript of the gene tub, whose product is annotated as protein Tube. The record is from RefSeq and is a predicted model, not a curated record. Gene Ontology annotation, biological process: signal transduction. Lineage: Eukaryota; Metazoa; Arthropoda; Insecta; Diptera; Drosophilidae. Bases 199 to 1533 code for a protein of 444 amino acids. The transcript is spliced from 2 exons. Gene Ontology annotation, molecular function: protein binding.
GUGCUGCGGUAUCGCUUCGGUCACACUGCGAUACUGCUCGCUGCGGGUAUUAGCAAAAACACAGAGUAGAUAGAAACAAACAUGGUUUUAUAGCGCAAACCUCAUACAAUCGCACUGGACAUCUGGGAACUUGAUCCAUCGACCUGCCAGAGGAAAAGGCCCUCCCGUAAGGUUGUCCUAGGUAGCUAGGGAAACACCAUGGCAUAUGGCUGGAACGGAUGCGGAAUGGGCGUGCAGAUGAACGGGAUCAACGGCUCCAUAGGCUUAUCCUCAAAGUACUCCCGCAGCACAGAGCUGCGGCGCGUCGAGGACAACGAUAUGUACCGGCUUGCCAAAAUCCUAGAUGAGAACUCCUGCUGGCGUAAGCUGAUGUCCAUUAUACCCAAGGGCAUGGAUGUGCAAGCCUGCAGCGGAGCCGGAAGCUUAAAUUUUCCUGCGGAAAUCAAAAAAGGAUUUAAAUACACUGCGCAGGACAUGUUCCAGAUUGACGAGGCUGCAAACCGACUGCCGCCGGACCAGAGCAAGUCGCAAAUGAUGAUCGACGAGUGGAAGACCUCCGGCAAGCUCAACGAGCGGCCUACAGUGGGUGUGUUGCUCCAACUUCUGGUGCAGGCAGAGCUCUUCAGUGCGGCAGACUUUGUGGCCCUUGACUUCCUGAAUGAGUCCACCCCUGCUCGGCCGGUUGACGGUCCUGGUGCGCCCAUUAGCCUGGAGCUGCUGGAAGAGGAAAUGGAAGUGGACAACGAGGGAGUGAGCCUCAAAUACCAGUCAAGCACUGCCGCUCUUGGGGGAGGCGCUCAAGGUAGCGUUGGACUGAACCUGGACACCUAUGAAAAAGACAUGGUAAGGAGGGACAAGAGUGUGCCCCAGCCGUCUGGGGACGUCCCUCCCAUAGCUCCACCUCGACGACAGCCAAGGGGUACUACAAGCACCAGUUUGAUUGGGCCAGUAACCGUGCCGGCGUCCAUCCCGAAUGUGCCCAACCUGACAAUUCUCAAUCCCAGCGAACCAAUUCAGGAGCAAGUCCUGCAGUCACGACCGCUGAAUAUCCCAGAUCUGUCUAUACUCAUUGCAAGCUCUGGUGAUUCAGGGGAAACAUCAUCGGACAACACAAGCAACAAAGCCAGCUCAAGGGAUACGACAAACAUUCCGCGAAUCACUCUUUUAAUUGAUAAUUCUCGACCAAAUCACGCCGCAGCGAAAGCUCCAACGACGACCCCAAACAACUUGCCAAUGAUAAGCGCCUUGAAUAUAAGUAAUGACAGCGGGGAGACUUUACGUCCUGAGAGCAGAAGCAGUUCCAGCAGCUUGAGCAAAGAUGACGACGAUGAUAUCGAUGGUGAGGAGGAUGGAGAUGCCUUCCUGAGAAACCUGUGUAACUCAGAGCAGCAGAACUCAAACAAUGACUCUAGCUUGACAACGGUUACUGGCACCAGCGGUGAUAACAGCUUUGAGCUGACCAACGACUCCAGCUCCACCUCAAACGACGAUUACGCUUGCAACAUUCCAGACUUGAGUGAGCUGCAGCAAUAGGUAGAAGCACCGGCCGUCGGCGGAAAUGACAUUCCGUUCACCAAUUAAGCUUACGAUAAUUUAUACAACCCA